Hemicordylus capensis (graceful crag lizard) is the source of this 2400-nucleotide messenger RNA. RefSeq names its product F-box protein 25 (gene FBXO25). Gene Ontology annotation, cellular component: SCF ubiquitin ligase complex; nucleus; cytoplasm. The transcript has 12 exons. The coding region runs from base 265 to 1272 and encodes 335 amino acids. The record is from RefSeq and is a predicted model, not a curated record. Lineage: Eukaryota; Metazoa; Chordata; Lepidosauria; Squamata; Cordylidae. Gene Ontology annotation, biological process: protein ubiquitination. Gene Ontology annotation, molecular function: protein binding.
CUUUCUUGGGCCAGGACUGGCGGUCUCCAGGGUGGAGGUGGAUUAAAACAGCAGAUGGCUGGAAGCGAUGUGAGCCUUGCAGCUCAGAACUUGAGGAUGAGAACAAUCAGCUUAACAACAUCAGUCACACUGUGGACUCUCGAUCUCGUUAUAUUUCCCCAUUAUUGGCUGAUUUCUACGAUGUUUUCUACGUCAACUACCUGCUCUCAGAUCAGAAGGAGGAAGUAACAAUUAAAGCUGCUAAGUUCUGUGAGGCAGCUAAGAAUGUUAGACAACAGAUGCGGUUCUAUUAAAAGUGAAUACUGCAUCUUGGAUGAUGAAGAAGAAAUAUACAAUGCUGAACACUGUGAAUUUACAAGCAAGAAAAGGAAAAAGGAUCAUUUUAGGAACAAUGCAAAAUCUCAGUGUUUCUAUCGUGAAAAAUGGAUUUAUGUUCAUAAAGAAAGUACCAGAGAAAGGCAUGGCUACUGUACUUUGGGAGAAGCUUUUAACCGCUUAGACUUUUCAAGUGCAAUUCAGGACAUCAGAAGAUUCAAUUAUGUGGUUAAACUUUUGCAGUUAAUAGCAAAAUCCCAGUUGACUUCACUGAGUGGUGCAGCUCAGAAGAACUAUUUCAACAUCUUGGACAAAAUUGUUCGGAAAGUUCUGGAAGACCACUACAACCCACGUCUAAUCAAAGACCUUCUUCAGGAUCUGAGUUCUACACUUUGUAUACUAAUAAGGAGUGUGGGGAAGUCUGUGUUGGUUGGGAACAUCAACAUUUGGAUUUGCAGAUUGGAAACGAUCCUUUUGUGGCAGCAGCAGCUCAGUAAUCUUCAGAUGACCAAGCAUGUCAGCAAUGGACUUACCCUCAGUGAUCUUCCUUUACAUAUGCUCAACAACAUCUUGUACAGAUUCUCAGAUGGCUGGGACAUUAUUACUCUGGGCCAAGUGACUCCAACGUUGAAUAUGCUCAGUGAAGACAGACAGUUAUGGAAAAAACUCUGCCAGUACCAUUUUGCUGAAAAACAGUUUUGUAGGCACCUUAUUCUGUCAGAAAAAGGUCACAUUGACUGGAAGCUGAUGUACUUUGCACUUCAGAAAUGUUAUCCUAUAAAAGAACAAUAUGGAGAUACUUUGCAUUUCUGUCGUCACUGCAGUAUCCUCUUCUGGAAGGACUACCACCUUGCUUUGUUACUCAAGGAUACAGGACAUCCUUGCACAGCCAAUGAUCCCAACAGUUGCUUCAUGCCAGUAUCUCCUCAGCACUUCAUAGAUCUCUUCAAAUUUUAAGUCCAAUUUUUUUUGUUUUCUUUUUUGCAUAGUCAUGCAGUAUAUGCUUUUUGUGCAAUAUUUCUCUGAAUGUGCUUUAGUUAAAAAGGGAUGUAAUCAGCUCAAAAGGAAAGAAUAUUGACCAGAGCAUCCUGUGAGAUGUUCAGUUUGCAGAAGAAAAGUAAGCUUGGCAAGUGAAGAUGGACCAUGGAGGAAGAAGGCAGGAUUUACAAAAGGCUGACUUUGAAUCAUUGGAGUUUUAGUCAGACUUUGGGACUUUAUACAUCAGUGACUUAACAUUUUGCUAUGGCUACAAGGAAUUUCGAGUUGAGAGGAACAGACAGUUUCAUUAGAGUGGCAAAAAUCAAGUUGCUGAAUUUGUCUUAAUCCACCCCCCCCUUUUUUUGCAUCCAAUUCCAAACAUACAGCUUGCAUGUCCUAUAAAUAUUUGGAGGAUACUCUUUGGGCUUCUUUGUACAUAUGUCAACUGAGUGUUGCACAUCAGUGGAAAGCAUUGUGUAUACCUGUUGUGGAAGCUGUUCUGAAAGAAGCCAAUUCCAUUUUGUAAAUACAUUAUGCAGAAAAUUUAUUUUCUUAAAAUAUAUUUUAUUAAUAAUGUCAAAUCUAUCUGACCGUGAAUAAUGUGAGGUGCUGGUUGUGGGUUGCUGGAAAGUGAUGAACUUUUCUGAAAGAGUUCCAUUCUUUUUUCUUAACCCUCUGAUUGUACUGCUUCUAGUCUUGUCUGUCACCAGGCUUCUAGAAAAAAGCACCACACCUUGCUGAGUUUUCAGCAAAGAAAGAAGUGUAUUACUGGGCUUCUUAUACAGCAGUGCUACGUGACACUAAGUAACUGAAGUUGUGGAAAGUCCUGGCUCAUGCUGGAAAGGCUUGCUGUUGCAAGGAGCCUCUAGGAGUUAUUCCAGUAGUGGCCAGAAGUCCUUGGGAACCUGUACUGCAGAUAUGGAAGAGGGUAGGAGAUGAAGUCGCUGUAGGGGAAAAUGCUAAAGUGACUUGGAGUGUUCUCUGGAAACCUUAAUCAUUUCAGCCUAAUGUAGUAGACGGAUGAAUACAAGCUUCACAUUAUGUACCACAAUGUGUUUUUCAAUCUAGUUUUGUACACAAAUAAAUCAUGUGUUUUCCCCCUUUUAA